This is a messenger RNA of Austrofundulus limnaeus, 5785 nucleotides long. It is a transcript of the gene suox, whose product is annotated as sulfite oxidase. The transcript is spliced from 4 exons. Gene Ontology annotation, cellular component: mitochondrion. The coding region runs from base 2720 to 4423 and encodes 567 amino acids. Gene Ontology annotation, molecular function: heme binding; molybdopterin cofactor binding; sulfite oxidase activity. The record is from RefSeq and is a predicted model, not a curated record. Gene Ontology annotation, biological process: sulfur compound metabolic process. Lineage: Eukaryota; Metazoa; Chordata; Actinopteri; Cyprinodontiformes; Rivulidae.
GCGACUGUGUUGUCAGUACAAACUGUAACAUCAGUCACAUUUCUGUCUAAAUACUUGUGUUGUCUGAUGAAUGAUUCCAGUCCUGAUUCUGUCCUCAUUCCUCAACAGUGUUACUUAAAUUAAAUUUCAUUGUACUGACUGGGAAAUUUAAAAACAAGUUUGAAAGCAACAGACAGCUGCAACCUGCUUGUAAAACCUUGCUAGAAGGUAAAAAUGUAAUUAAGGUGAGGGUGUGUUUACAUAGUGUGACUAAGACUAGAAUGCAUACAUGACAGUUCCUUAUUCAGAAUGAGGUCAUAUGAGGUUAAAUACCCUGCCUGCCUGCCUGAAUCAGAGAGAUGAGAUAAAACAACUCAAAGCAUUGAUUGGUUGUGUUUAAUUGUUCUGAAUGACCACUUGUCCUUAACAAGUAGAACAUGGUUGGAUGGGACAGCGGGAUAGCUGAACUGGAUCAGUAGGCGCCCCGUGACGAGCAAAGGUUGAAGGUUCUCUUCACCUUUUUGUGUUUAUGUCAGCUCCCCUUCUACUCCGUUUGAUGCUGAGCUUUUUGCUUUGUUACGAAACACUGAAGCACAAACAGUGGAAAACAAUUCAAUAAAAUUCUCUAUAGUUUUGUGUUGUUUCUUUCAGUUGACAUGCCGUGACAGAAAUCGAAAUGUUAUUCUUAGAAUGUAGAGAUGGAAGUGUCAGAUUUAAGAUUCUCUCCCUUGUCUUUUAAACUGCUCUCACUUUAUUAUCUACCACUAUUGAAGGCGUUAAUGUUUUUGUCUGUCUGCAGUGUUAGAAAAUUAGUUCAUGAAUCACUGAAGAGAGACUUUAAUCAAAUUAUGACAAACUAAUGACUGGGUUGACACCCACAACUGAUUAAUCUUUGGCUUCCAACUGAUCUGAGAUGGCUUCCACCUCUUUUCAGUCUUAACCUCUCUUUUCUUUUACAAAUGUUAAGCUACAGUCUGACAUGUUACCUUAUGUUAGCUGAUUUUUAACCGCUAUUUGAUUGCAUGAUAUCCUAUUUAAAACUAUCAUUGACUGUAAGAGGCUGUUCACAAAACAUCUCAGCCACUGGACUAGUACUUCUUGGCUGUACAUCAACAAGUCAUUGUCAUUUGGAGUUGGUACAAGACGUUCUCCACAGCAAAUCAAUCUUAGCCAACACAAAAGUGGCUUCGACUCGGUCAGUUUUACAGAUAUUGAGCAAAACAUUUGUGUCGUAAGAACUCCGUCAUCCUCGAUUCAUUGACUGAAUGCCAACACAUUUCACAAGAUUUCACAAUAUCACAAGAACGUGCUUAAUGUCAUUUACAAGGUUUGACCAAAACAGCUGUAACUCUUGUCUUUUCUCGGCAUCAUAAGAAUUUUAAAAUCCUGGCAUGGAAGGCUGCGGGUGAUAAAAGCAUUCCUCCAGGCUAGGUUUUUAAUCUGUAUUGGUAGAAGAGACACUGCUAGAAAUUUGUGAAGAAAUAAAGGCAAAAUAUGGAGAAAAAAAAUACAAGUAGUUUAUCUACAGACAGGCCUGCUGCCUAGAGAUAACCCCGACUAAUCUUAGUGGCCUCUGCAGACGGCGAUAAGAUGGUUGUAAAUUGACAGAUAAAGCAAAGCUACUUUUCUGUCACUUUAUGAGGGACUCUAUGUUUUUUUUUAAAUUUGUGCUUCAGUUUAAAAGAGAACUAAACUUAUGUUUUCAGUCAGACUCAUUGAGAAACAUCAUGAAGGUCAAACUGUUUAUGGUGUUUAUUACAUUUUAUUUACUAAUGUUCUCACACUGAAGCUGGGAGCUUCCUUUUUGCGUUUCACACCCCCUCAGCUGAUUGACUGCAAUGACAGUAAAGUUGGUGCUGAUUGGUCGGUGGAGUAGGAGGUAAAAGUUUAAAGGGUGAGUUUGGUAAAAACACACAUUGAGAGACGCUGGAUAAUCCACAGAUGUGAAUUCAGGAGGACAAGUAUGAUGUCUGUGUUUCAGCAGUUAAGAAAUUCAGUAUUUUUCUGGUGUUUCUUAAAAUGUAAAUUUAGUUUUAUUAUUUUUUUUAAGUUUUCAUUACAUUUAAAAAGGAAAAAAGUUGUCACAUAUUGAUGUUGGCUUGUUAGAUUUUUUCCACUUCAGACUCUGGGUAACUAUAACAUCUUGACUUUGUUAAUCCCUCAUCUCAUAUAGCCUGUAGAUGGUGAUAUAUUGUUCCUAAAACAGAUUAUUUUAAAAUAAAAUCUGGAUUAGCUCAUUGUAGCUUGUGUUCACACUGAGUUUCUGUUUGUUAGUAAACAUUUAUCUUAGUUUUUGUUUUAAAUAUGCAUUUUUCAUCCUGUUUUAAAAUAAAUUUAAUCAUUUAAUACCUUUUUCUGUUUAAUUCUGUUAUUACACAAUUGUUGUGUUGAUACGCAAAAGAGCGCUGAAAUGUGGGACACCCACUGUUCCAUUUAAAUCUCUGGUCUCAACAUAAGUCCCGUUUUAACUUUUAACAGAUCAGCAGCCUAAACACAUGUUGGUGUCAUGUUUGAGUCAUGUUUUAAAUGGUUUUAGCAUCACAUUGCAGCAUGCUACAUUAGCUUGUUAGACAGGAGGAAAUCAUUUAUUCUGAGUAAAAUAAGUUAUUGAUUCAGCUUCACAUCAUGGAAACGAUUAAAUAAAUACCUCUGUUACUGUUCAUAUGGCAUCAGCAGAUCUAUGAAUUAAUUAAUUUAUUGUUUUUCUUCCAGCUUCGUCUCUUUCCAGAACAUCAGUACAAUGCUGCUGCUCAGACGCUGUCCCAGUCUGACACGAUGUGGACUCAUCAGCACUCACAGACAUAAGGUGACGCCUGUGGCGGCGCUGUGUGCAGUUCGUCUCCGCAGCAGCAGCAACACUGAGGAGCACAAAUCAUACGAGCGCACAAACUGGAAACACAUCCUGGCAGGUCUGCUGACYGGUACCGGAGCUGUGCUGGCAUAUGGGCUGCACCGCCACAAGGUGGAGCGAGCAGAUACUGGAGCGUUGACGUUUGAGAGGCGCUCACCUCUUCCCAUCUUCAGCCACGAUGAAGUGACGAAGCACCGCUCUCUGGAAGAUGGAGUGUGGGUCACCUACAAAGGAGGCGUCUACGACAUCACUGAGUUUGUGGCGAUGCACCCUGGUGGGAAUAAAAUCCUGCUGGCAGCAGGUGGAGCUCUUGAACCUUUCUGGGCUCUGUAUGCCGUACACGACCAGGAACACGUGUUGGAAAUCCUCUCGCAGUACAAGAUUGGYGAGCUGAGUGAAGAGGACCUGAAGAAGCAGCGUGUUGCUGAACCGACCGACCCCUUCUCCUCUGACCCCGAGCGCCACCCGGUCCUACAGAUCAACACCCGCAAGCCUUUCAACGGCGAGCCGCCUCCUGAGAUCCUCUCAGACAGCUACAUCACUCCCGCUGCCUUCUUCUUCAAAAGAAACCACCUGCCGGUUCCUCAAAUAGACCCGGCUUCAUACCGGCUUCAGGUGGAGGUGCGGCCCGGACAUGUCCUGACGUUGUCUUUAGAGGACCUGAAGACUAAAUUCCCCAAACACACGAUCACUGCGACGCUGCAGUGUGCAGGUAACCGGCGUAGUGAUAUGAAUAAGGUGAAGCAGGUGAAGGGUCUAAACUGGGGCAUUGCUGCCAUUGGGAAUGCUAAAUGGAGCGGCGCCCGGCUCAGGGACGUGCUUCUGGCUGCUGGUUUUGGCCCAGAYGUGGCCAAGUGGGCUCGCCACGUUCAUUUUGAAGGGCUGGACCAAGAUGUGACGGGGACCACCUACGGUUCUUCAAUUCCUCUGAACAAGGCCRUCGGGGAGGAAGGGGAUGUGCUUUUGGCGUAUGAAAUGAACGAUCAAGAACUUCCCCGCGACCACGGCUUCCCGGUCCGAGUGGUGGUCCCGGGCGUUGUGGGUGCGCGUAAUGUGAAGUGGCUGGGUAAGAUCGUGGUCAGCGCGGAGGAGAGCAACAGCCACUGGCAGCAGCAGGACUACAAAAGUUUCUCCCCUGGUACCGACUGGAACCACGUGGACUUUAAAUCUGCUCCGGCCAUCCAGGAGCUGCCGGUCCAGUCUGCCAUCACAGUCCCGGCCGACGGAGCCGUGAUCGACCGCAGCGACGAGAUGCUAACUGUGAAGGGCUACGCGUGGAGCGGCGGGGGCAGGGAGGUGGUGCGCGUGGACGUCUCUGUGGAUGGAGGAAAAACGUGGCAGGUAGCUCAGCUGAGGAGCGGUGAGACGGGACAGGCUUCCGAGCCCCCGCCUCCACCGGGUCGAGCCUGGGCCUGGAAGCUGUGGGAGRUAACCACUCCUCUUCCUCCUGACGCUCAGGAGCUGAAGAUCAUUUGCAAAGCAGUGGACAGCAGCUACAACGUGCAGCCGGACACGGUCCUUCCAAUCUGGAACCUGAGGGGUUUGCUGAACAACGCCUGGCACACAGUGAAGGUCCGGGUCAGAGACGAUUAGAACCAGGUUCAGUUUCUGACGUCUUGCAGGAAACUUUGUCUUAAUCUGUCUCAGUGGGAAAAGAAAACAGAAACUGAUCAUUUGUGUAUUUGYUCAGUAUUCUCAAGUAUUUAAGUAUUUGUGAUCCUGUCUGAUUUAAAGAGUUUACUGAAGGUAAACCAAACAUUGAGUGAUUCACUCACUUCACGMUGAAGAUGCGGUUCCAUUUGCAUUUAUGCAAUUUUAUAGCAAAGACAAAUGUAAUUUUUUUAAAUUUAUUUGGAGUAGAUGUAACAUCUAUUCUUUACAUACAGAAUCAUCGUAAAUAUUAGUUUUAUAAACUAACUUUGAAACUUUAAUGCAUUGUGUGGAUUUGCUUAUAAAGAACCACUUCUUUAAAUCAAGGUUUGUGUUAAAGGAGUUACAGUCAGAAAAGUCAGAYUCUGGGACAAGGACUCAACUGGAAUACACACAAAAAUCGUUUUGAAGUUUUAUUUCAUCUUGUGUAGUUUCUCUUUGGUACUGCAAGUUACAAUAUCCUAAACAGAUUUUUUUUAAUGUAUUUAUAAGUAACUUAAACUUUUCUUAUAACUGAGUGUUUGCUUCAAUGAUGUCUUCUGUUGUUGGAGAAUAGAAAGCAUGAAACUUGUUCAGCUGUUUACAAAUAAAUUAAACAUUUCUGGUAGUUUUGGCUUAGUGUGAGCCAUGACUCACUCUGUGCUAUGGUGUGAAGAAAAAAAUCAGUGAUUCUGAAAGGGAAAGAUUACAAAAUGUUAGCAAAAAAACUUUUUAUUUUUAUUUUUUGGCUGCCUGGUGUGAAACUGCAGAAGUGCCAGUGCAGCAGAGUAAUGCUAGUUUGUCAUCAUGGUCUGUUUUUAGACCAACUGCAGAGAAAAAAACAAGGAAACUAAGGUUUUCACAGUUUAGCAGAAGCAAAUGUUAUCCUAUCAUUUUCUUUUAAUGUUGAUCUACAGAAGGCUUUUUUAAAAUGUCAUGCCGGUUUAAAAAUAUCUUGUUGGAAGCGAUUUAUCAGCCCCCAGGAAGACUUCUAGUUAUUGUUUUCUGAACAUGUGGAUGUGUGGUAAACAGGAUAUAAAUGUAAUUCAAACUCUUAAUUAUGYGUUUACAGGAGUAAAGAGUUUUUAUAUUUGUUUUUUAUUUACAGUGUCAUGUAAAGUUAAAACUAAUUAGAUACUACAUGUUUGCUUGCGAACUUUAAGUAUUUUGUUAAUGAAUGACCAGGAUUGUUUUUUGUCUUAAUAAAUUUUAAACCUGCAGAGGAUUCAGUCCAGAUGUUUUCUUUGUCUUUUUUUCCUGCAAGUUGUUUUCUGUGACUGCAAAAGACUUGAGUAACACAAUAAAAUAUGGCAUCUUUCAGUAUCA